This is a messenger RNA of Anisakis simplex (herring worm), 519 nucleotides long. NCBI's taxonomy places the organism in Eukaryota, Metazoa, Nematoda, Chromadorea, Rhabditida, Anisakidae. The record is from the annotation of a GenBank genome assembly.
AUGAGCACUGGUGUACUUCCGUUUGUGAGGGGCAUCGAUUUCUCACGCAAUGAUUUCUCGGGUGAUCGUUUUCCGCACGAAGUUGAACAAAUGACUCAGAUGACUUGGUUGAAAUUGAAUCAUGCCUCUCUUGACAGGGUACCGGAUGAAUUAUCGCGACUUUCAAACCUCGAGCAUUUACAAAUGUCGCGCAACACAUUGACAAGUGUACAUGGUGAGCUGUCAGAUCUACCAAGACUCCGAUCUGUGAUUGUCCGUCAUAAUCAGAUCAAAACGUCGGGUAUUCCAACGGAUAUAUUUCGUAUGAAAGAUCUGACGAUAAUCGACUUCAGCAAUAAUUCAUUAAGAGAAGUACCACCCAACUUGGAAUAUGCGAAAUGUGCAAUCGUACUAAAUCUAAGUCAUAAUCACAUCGAGAACAUACCGAAUGCUGUUAGUCACUUUAUCAGUCAUGUAUAUGUUUAUGCAUUCCAUUUCGAUUUGGUAUCAUUCCAUUUCGAUUUGGUAUUUGAAGUAUAG